Prosopis cineraria is the source of this 769-nucleotide messenger RNA. RefSeq lists its product as uncharacterized. The record is from RefSeq and is a predicted model, not a curated record. Gene Ontology annotation, molecular function: calcium ion binding. Lineage: Eukaryota; Viridiplantae; Streptophyta; Magnoliopsida; Fabales; Fabaceae. The coding region runs from base 127 to 549 and encodes 140 amino acids. The transcript has a single exon.
GUUCGUGAAAAUAUCACCUGGCAUUUUCGUAAUUUCAAAUCCCACCCCCGACCUUUAUCCUCAUCUCUAUGGUCAAUCUCUCUCACACAGACUCACUGAGAGAGAGAGAGAGAGAGAGAGAGAGAGAUGGGGGUGGUGAUAAUCGACGGCACGACGGUGAGGGACUUUGUGAGGAACGAGGAAGAGUUCAACAAGAGCGCGGAGGAGCAGUUCGCAACGCUGGAUCUCAACAACGACGGCGUUUUGUCGCGAGGGGAGCUCCGGAAGGCAUUCGAGUCCAUGAGGCUGAUCGAGACGCAUUUCGGCAUCGACGUGGCCACUCCGGCGGAUCAGCUGACCCAACUCUACAACUCCAUCUUCGAGAAGUUCGACAUCGACGGCAGCGGCACCGUCGACGAGAGCGAGUUCAAGUCGGAGAUGAAGAAGAUCCUGCUCGCCAUCGCCGAUGGCCUCGGCUCUUCUCCCAUCCAGAUGGUUCUCGAAGACGAUAAACAGAGUUUCCUUCAGAAAGCGGCAGAUCUCGAAGCUUCCAAGAUAAAUCAAGCAUGAGCUUCAAUUUCAUGAUCUCGAAUCCUUCCUAACGAUUCCUCUCCACUCCACGUUUAUCAAUUUACUGUUACUGUUUCUGCUCUGUUAUCUUCCCUUGUAAGUGAACUGUUUUCUGGCUGCCUCAUCAACUUUCGAUGAUUUUGUCCGUGUGUAUAUAUGACUCAUAACCUGACUUUUUAAAUAAUAGUAAUUGCAUUCAAGUCCUUGAGGACUUCACUCA